AUGGGACAAUUAUACGAAAUUGACGUUCGAGGCAGAACUAGGGAAGGAGAUAAAGAAAUUCAUAUGUUUCUUAAACAUGUAAUCCCAGGUGAAGCAAUAAAAUCUCUUCUCAGUGUUGAUAUUUCUUAUUCAAACGAAGUAUUCUUUUACAAUAAAUUAUGUGAUAUCUAUAAUAGACUCCAAGAAAACGCAAAUAAUCAAGUUGUCAUCAAAAGAUUUUUUUUUAAUUUUCAGGGAGAAAACAAUCAAGAAGUCGUCGUUAUUGAUUACCAAUUCUUAUUUUAUAGAUCUCCAGUUACGGAUAUAAUGCAUUUCAUAUACACCGGUACAGACAGGAAAUUCCGUGAAGCACACAUGAAUGACUUAAAAGAUCUCUAUCAUAAAGAAUUGACAGAAUUUCUACAGUAUUUCGACUUAAAUGGAAAUGAUGUAUAUCCCAGGGAAGUUUACGAUAAAGAUUUUGAAGAUUCAUUAGAUUACGGUUUAAUGAUAGGGUUGUAUGUUUUACCGAUUAUAUUUACAGAAGAGGAUAAAUUUCCAGAUUUUGGUAAAGAGUCUAUAAAUAAUAUGUCUUUCAAAAUGAGUAACAGACAUAAAGAUAGGAUCACAGAAAUUGUUGAAGAGUAUCUGGAAAAUGGUAUUUUGAAUUAAGUAGCUUAUAAUAAAAUAUUCAUUUUCACUACUCUUGCUCAAAAACAGUGUCAUAUUACCACUCCACAG
Molecule: messenger RNA, 720 nt
Organism: Bicyclus anynana (squinting bush brown)
Lineage: Eukaryota; Metazoa; Arthropoda; Insecta; Lepidoptera; Nymphalidae
Exons: 2
Coding region: 1-651 (216 amino acids)
Source: RefSeq, a predicted model, not a curated record